GUUAGGGAGAGAGAAGACUUGGUGGAAAGUUGUAAGGUCUGUUGUGUUGUGAGCUAUCGGAGGCGCUUCCGUUGGUUGUUCAUUAAGUGGUCCGUGCCCACGGAUUAUCCAAAGGAACCUGAAGAUCCUACUCACACAGUUAAAGUCAAAAAUCAAGAAAAAACAUAAUUGUGGUGGCUGCGAGUGGCCUGGGCCGACGACGUGAGGCGCAGGGCGGCGGUCAAUGUUAUUUGAGCGGGGGCCGCGGGCCUCGGCGAUCGCAGAGCAGAGGAUGCAGAAAGCCGCCUACUACGACAACGCGGGGCUCUUCGGGGGCUACACCUACAGCAAGGCCGACGCCUACCCCUACGGCGCGGCCCACCAGCCCUACGGCCAGGCCGGCCUGGACAGCGAGUACCCCGGCUCCGCCUGCUCCGUCCAGGGCUCGGCGCCCGGACGCGCCCCGGCCCACAAGGGCAGCGAGCUGAGCGGGAGCUGCAUGCGGCCGGGCGGGGGCGGCCCCGGGGGCAGUCAGCCCCCGGGGAUGGGCGAGCAGCAACCCCCGGCCCUGCCGCCCUCCUCCCCGCCCAACCCCCCUCCCAGUGUGCCCCCUCCGAAAAAAGCCAAGGGGGGCCCAAACUCCUCGGGCUCGGCCACCGCCACUCUCAGCAAGCAGAUAUUCCCCUGGAUGAAGGAGUCCCGGCAGAACUCCAAGCAGAAAAGCACCUGCGCCCCCCCAGGAGAGAGCUGCGAGGACAAGAGCCCCCCCGGGCCGGCCUCCAAGAGGGUGCGCACAGCCUACACCAGCGCGCAGCUGGUGGAGCUGGAGAAGGAGUUUCACUUCAACCGCUACCUGUGCCGACCGCGCCGUGUGGAGAUGGCCAACCUGCUCAACCUGACCGAGCGGCAGAUCAAGAUCUGGUUUCAGAACCGCCGGAUGAAGUACAAAAAGGACCAAAAAGCCAAAGGCAUCAUGCACUCCCCCGUCGGACAGUCCCCGGACCGCAGCCCCCCCCUGAGCGGCCCAAACCACGUCGGCUACUCCAGCCAGCUCCCCGGCGUCAACAGCCUCAGCUACGACGCGCCCUCGCCCACCUCCUUCGCCAAGUCCCAGCAGAGCAUGUACGGGCUGGCCGCCUACACGGCGCCGCUGAGCAGCUGCCUGCCGCAGCAGAAGCGCUACGCGGGCGCGGAGUACGACCCCCACCCCAUGCAGAGCGGCGGCGGCGGCUUCGCCAACCCCAGCCUGCAGGGCAGCCCCGUCUACGUGGGGGGCAACUUCGUGGACUCGAUGCCAGCCUCAGGCCCCAUGUUCAACUUGGGGCACCUGCAGCACCCCUCCUCCGCUAGCGUGGACUACAGCUGCGCCGCACAGAUCCCCGGCGGCCACCACCACGGACCUUGCGACCCCCACCCUACCUACACGGACCUCUCCUCUCACCACACCUCUCAGGGACGGAUGCAGGAGGCGCCCAAGCUCACGCAUCUGUAGCGGGGCGGCGGCCGGCGGGGCCCACUCCCCUCUCCAUUACCUCACUUUUCUGACGGGACAGUGUUACUGUGCUCUCGAGUGCCAACAGUAUUAGUGGAUUUGUCUCCCCUAGCAGCUCCCUUCUUUCUUCCGCACCCCCGAGUAGGUCCGUGAGCAGGAGCCUUUCUCUUAGAGCUGUUUUAAGCAUGACAGUGCAAUAUACUGCCAACCGAGGGACUGAUAAGCUGGUAAUGAUGUACUUGAAGGUAAGUCUUAGAAAUGCCGUAGUGUUAGCAGCGCGUCAUGCUGAGGUGUUUUAGACCAGUCGUAAGCCGUGGGAACUCGCCCGCGUGUAAGCUUAUUUCAGAGAAGUUAAUUUAUGAAUUCCUCCGUAACGUAAGGAUCACAUUGGACUAAAUGAUAUGUAUUUAUUAUUUUAAGCGAGACAUUUUUUGUAUCACUGAUUAUUUAUCCUCGUCUUAAUGUAUUUAUGUGGGUAUUUGUAGAGUUUCUUCACCAGUACUUCGGGAGAGCGAUUCAGGUCCGUGGUGACUUACAUUUCACCUAUUUAGUAUAAUCGGUCUGAGCUAGUUGAGAGAGUAGUCUUGAACAGUUGUAACAGUGGCUGGUGUUUGUAGUUUAUGUAAGGAUUAAUUAAGACAGCAAGUCGUAAAUCAUUAAUAGAGUAAAACAAACUGUGGCAUCACACAAAGAGCCAUUACACUUAAAAAAAUAUUGAGAGUAUUUUUAAAGUAUUUAUUUCUAACCGGCUGGCCCCACUCGAGCGCCUCGGUGGCUUGGCUGGCAGCUGGCUCGGCCGGGUGAAGCCACCUUUAGUUGGAAGCGCAGCCGCUUUGAUGAGGCCAUCUACAAAGCGGGGCUAUUGGCCAUCUUGUUUCAGAUCAAAUCCUGCAUACAAAAACCUCGGUGAGGUUAACAUUUAUUUAUUGGCUGGGUAUCUAUCGCACGUAUUAUUAUUUCGGUGGGCUCUUUUUUUUUUAUUUUUUUAUUUUUUUUAAAUUACACUCUGGCUAUCUGAAAUAGAAAUUAGAAGCUUAGAGCGCAAAAAAAUUAGAAACCCUCUGAUAGUGCUAAUUUCAUUAGGGUCUCCAUAGCAAUCCGUGCAGCAGCUGCCGCCUCCUUUGUUAUUUUUAUACUGUUGUCUUUAUACUAACCAUAAAUCAAUUUUUAGACAUCUUUGGAAGCCCAAGCUUUUCCUCUUGGUUUUGUUUUGGUUUUGUUUUUUUUUUUUUCAUAAAAAUAAACUUUGAAAGAAAAUUGACAAUCAGAUACACACAGCCGAAGGGAGACGCCGAGACAGGG
This is a messenger RNA of Corapipo altera (White-ruffed manakin), 2773 nucleotides long. It is a transcript of the gene HOXD3, whose product is annotated as homeobox D3. Gene Ontology annotation, cellular component: nucleus. Gene Ontology annotation, biological process: regulation of transcription by RNA polymerase II. NCBI's taxonomy places the organism in Eukaryota, Metazoa, Chordata, Aves, Passeriformes, Pipridae. Gene Ontology annotation, molecular function: DNA-binding transcription factor activity, RNA polymerase II-specific; RNA polymerase II cis-regulatory region sequence-specific DNA binding. The record is from RefSeq and is a predicted model, not a curated record.